This is a messenger RNA of Acanthisitta chloris (rifleman), 1251 nucleotides long. Its product is annotated as toll-like receptor 5. Gene Ontology annotation, molecular function: transmembrane signaling receptor activity; protein binding. Gene Ontology annotation, biological process: inflammatory response; immune response; toll-like receptor signaling pathway. Lineage: Eukaryota; Metazoa; Chordata; Aves; Passeriformes; Acanthisittidae. Gene Ontology annotation, cellular component: membrane. The record is from RefSeq and is a predicted model, not a curated record.
AUGAUUGGUGAAAAAUCAUUCAGAAACUUAUAUAUCUUCUUAAAACAGAAUUGCUUCUCUUACUGUGUGAAAAGUGAUAAUAGUGUUAUAGAAAACAAUCAGUUAAUCUAUAUGGAUCUAGGUCAAAAUAUGUUACCGCUUGUGUGGGAGAGAGAUUUAUGUUUGGAUGUGUUUGGGGCACUCUCCAAACUUCAGGUUCUACAGCUGAAUAACACCUACCUUAGUGCUCUUCCAUAGGAGAUUUUUAGAGGUCUAACAUCUCAAAAAAUACUUAUUCUAGCUUCCAACCUGUUGUCUCAUCUUUCUCCUAGGCUUUUUCCACAAAGCCUAACAAACCUAAACUUAUCUGGAAACCAGCUGUUUUCCCCUGAGCCUGAAGUCUUUAUGACUUUGAGUAUUCUGGAUAUAACACAUAAUAACUAUGUCUGUAGUUGUACUUUAAAGAGCCUACUAGUGUGGCUAAAUGAAACCAAUGUAACCCUAACUGGCUCACAAUCUGACAGGUACUGCGUAUACCCACCUUCAUUUGAAGGAGUGUCACUGUCAUCUCAGACAUAUGAUGGUUGUGGUGAAGACAAACUCCAGCAGACACUCGGGUUCUCAUUAUUCAUCAUCUGCUCAGUCACUCUUCUCAUGUUUCUUGUGGCAGUCAUCAUUUUUGCUCACUGUCAGGGGAUUUGUUUUAUCUGGUAUAAAACUACCACAAGAAGAAUGAUAGACAGCCAUCCACAGGUAGCAGAUAAAAGUGAAUACAGAUAUCAUGUGUAUUUGUGCUACAGCAAAAAUGAUUUUGAGUGGGUCCAGAAUUGCUUGCUAAAGCACCUGUAUUCACAGUAUUUUGAUAAAAACAGAUUUACCUUGUGCUUUGAGGAAAGAGAUUUUUUGCCUGGGGAAGAACAUUUCAACAAUAUUAGUGAUGCCAUUUCUGACAGAAGGAAAACAAUUUGCAUUAUGAGCAGGCAGUUUCUCAAAGAUGGGUGGUAUCUUGAAGCCUUUAAUUUUUCCCAGAGCCCAUGUGAUAUGAAAGAAGUCCUCAUUAUGAUAGUGGUUGGGUCACUUUCUCAAUAUCAACUGAUGAAACACAAACCAAUUCGAAACUUCUUGCAAAGGAGUCAGUAUUUGUGGUGGCCUGAAGAUUAUCAAGAUAUAGACUGGUUUUUAAAUAACCUUUCUUACCAAAUUCUGAAGGAAAAAAUGCAAAGGAAAACCAGUGGUAUAGAGCUGCCGACCAUAGCAACAGUCUCACAUUGA